Messenger RNA from Colletotrichum graminicola M1.001, 3015 nucleotides. RefSeq names its product DDHD domain-containing protein. Gene Ontology annotation, cellular component: cytoplasm. Gene Ontology annotation, molecular function: metal ion binding; glycerophospholipase activity. Lineage: Eukaryota; Fungi; Ascomycota; Sordariomycetes; Glomerellales; Glomerellaceae. The transcript has 6 exons. Bases 1 to 3015 code for a protein of 1004 amino acids. The record is from RefSeq and is a predicted model, not a curated record.
AUGGCUCCCAGCGGCCCUGACCGCAAACCCGAAAAAUCCUACCUGUCGUCUGCCGUCGACUCCAUCAACCCGUGGGCUGGCGCCCGGAGCACAACACCAACCCAAAUCCCCAAGGAUCCCCCUCCGCCCCCCGUGCAGGGUCAAAAAUCCCGCCCUGGCGACCACAGCAUCACCCAUUUAUACGGCCAGAGCAUCAAGAGCUACCCCGCCGACUGUCCUCCUCUGAACGUGCUCUGGUACCACGCAACUGAUGUACCCAAGCGCAAACCCCAGUUUCUCCGAGACAAAUCGAAACCUGCCGAUGACGCCAAGCCGCCGCCCCAGCCCAAGAAGUUCGUUCCUUUUUCAAAGCUAGACUCACGCGCUAUCGAGGCUACAUACCAGCGCCUGCUUGAGGAUUCAGAGAAGAGAAGAGGCGGCCGGUCGUUGCGGAACGUGUCGGCGGGCUCGCGCCGUGGCCGCAGGGAUACCGACGAGGAGAGCAACCACAGCAGCUUGGAGACCAGCCCCGAAGGUGCUCAGGGUCCCAAAACGCGGGUUCCUGUCCACGAGGAUUAUCUUUUCGAUGUCGACAUCGAAAACCGAGAGCUAUCCCCCGUCUACUGGCUCGGCCCUGUCUACGAAGUCCGCCGCGGUACCUGGUUCUAUGAAGAAGGCUCGUCCUUGCGGCCAUGUGAAGAGAAUCUGGCAUCGCAGUUGGAGGAGGGUUACCUCAAGGUCAAGCCCUGGACGUACCCGAACCCGAGGGUUCGCAGUGACCCCAAGAACAAGGACGCCAAGACCAAGGGCGUGACACCAAAAGCAUCCCUCGACAAUCUCAAUGCUGCCGCCUCAACAACUCCAACCGCAGAGAGCAGCAGCAAAGUACCCGGACCUCAGAACCAGCACCAGCCGUCGUCGCACCGCUUGUUCGGCGCCUGGAUGAACAGCAUCGCCACGUAUCAGGACGCAAGCACAGCAUGGCUCACGUCAAACAGCAUGCUCUCAUGGGUGACCUCCACCAUGUACGAAAGAUUCUCGGGGGGCGGUUUCAUGAGUGGUGUCAAGCUGGUGAGGGGCUAUUCCGAUGUGGCCAAAAACAAGAAGGAGAAGCAGCCGUCCACCCCCACCGAUGCCACUGCCACCUCGCAACUUGACGAGAAACAGCAAAAGCUGCUCAAGAGGAGAUCUGCGCCGCCUUCUUCCGCGCCGUUUCAGUCCAAUGACGACCUCUCACGUGCCGAGGAGAAAGGCAACGAGGAGAACUCCCUUCAACGGCAGAUCUCGUCACUAAUGGAGGGAGCCGAGCGGAACCAAGAGGAGCAGGAAGAGGAGAUUCGGAAACGCGAGGAGAAGGAGAUCGAAAACGACUACAACGGCCAGCUUGGCGAAACUCAAGGGCGCGAAAUCGAGCAUCUGGUCCUCGUCACGCACGGGAUUGGCCAACUCUUGAGUAUACGCAUGGAAAGCAUCAACUUUGUUCAUGACGUCAAUGUCCUGCGCAAAAACUUCAAAUCCGUGUACUCUAGCUCUGCGGACCUGCGGGCUCUGAACUCGGAGCUCGAAGAUGGCCAGAGAAACUGCCGCGUGCAGGUUCUGCCUGUGUGCUGGAGACAUCUUCUCGACUUCCCCAAGAGACGGGAGAAGAAGAACGAGCAAGACAUUGGUGAUGCCGCUCUAGAUGAGGAGGAGUACCCUUCUCUUGAGGAUAUCACCAUCGAAGGUGUGGCUUUCGCCAGGUCUCUGAUUUCCGACCUCGCGCUUGAUGUUUUGCUAUACCAAAGUGCCUACAGAGAACAGAUCUCGGAGAUUGUGCUGAAAGAAUCCAAUCGAAUCUACAAGCUGUUCCUUGAACGGAAUCCGGAAUUCAAGGGCAAGGUUCAUAUCAUCGGGCACUCUCUCGGCUCCGCCAUCAUGUUCGACAUCCUGUGCCGGCAGAAGGAGAAGCCCAGAGGGCCGGAGAGCCCCCGGAAUCCUCUCCGCUUCUGGCCAUCGCAGGAGAAGGCCCAGGGCUCCCGGGAUCGAGAGGCCAAUGAGCUCCGGUUCGAGUUCGACGUGGAAGACUUUUACUGCCUAGGAUCUCCGGUGGGCUUGUUCCAGAUGCUCAAGGGACGGACCAUUUCAGCUCGCCACCUCGCCAACACCCGUCCGUCGGAAAGCCCCCUGGAUCCAGAUUUGAUGGAUGACCCCUUUCUGGCGGCGGCGCCAUCAAGUCCAACCCACAGGAUCUCUGCAAUUACCGGGCUUCCUUACUCCGUGUCAUCGCCCAAGGCCUCGCAGCUCUUCAACAUCUUUCAUCCCUCAGACCCCAUCAGCUACAGGCUAGAGCCCCUGAUCUCACCUGCCAUGUCGACAUUGAAGCCCCAGGUGUUGCCGUACACCAAGAAGGGCAUCUUUGGCAACGUGACCCAGCAAGGUCUGUCAGGUAUCGGCAUGAAGGUUGGGCAGAGCGUCAGCGGGCUGUGGUCUAGCCUGAGCGCAGGGAUCGCGAGCAACCUGCUCAACCGCAGUCUGGGCCUCAGCAACGAAGACGUGGCCAAGAUGAACUCGGCGAAUGCUCCAUCACAGGUUUCAGGAGCGGGUACCAACAUUGCCGACAGCGGCGUGAUCUCGGACGUGUCGAAGCUAGAGGCGAAGACCAACGAGCGCAAGAAACAGCUUGCAGAUUCCAAGGCCAUGGUUGGCCGUACCAGCAUCAGCGGCAACGAGAUGACGUUGAUUGACGACGAGCUGGAGACGCUCUACGCCAAGUUCCAGGAGAAGCGCAUGGAUCUGCCCAAGACGGACGACGACGAUGGCGGCAGGGCGGACUGGAUCGAGGCAGAGCGUAAGGCGCAGAAGCUGCGCCGGGAGGAGAUGAAGGUGCGCGCUCUGAAUCGCAACGGGCGUGUGGACUACAGUAUUCAGGAGAGCGUCCUGGACUUUAACCCGAUGAACACGAUUGCUUCGCACAUGAGUUACUGGUCUGACGAGGACGUCAGCCACUUUAUCCUCUCACAGCUUCUUUCUAAUAGAUCGCGGGCAGGCCGCAGAUAG